AUGCUGUCUCCAACCUUAAUUGUUCUGCUAAGCAUUGCAUUCCUCCAAAGUGAGAAAGCGAUUACAUUGAACAUGUACAUCAUAAUUAUGGAUGCUAAAAAUGUUAGAAAUGACACAAAGCUGAACCCAUCUCAUCUGAUCCAUCUUCUGCGAGGACUGGUGAACAUUCUCCUGCAGUGGGGUCUGACAGUACAGGGAACACUCUAUGUCAUUUGUGUUCCUCUGCUGUUUAUUAAGGAAGUGUUAUUUCCAUUGUUCAUAAUUACACUUACAAUGACUUACUGCAGUUUCUGGCUGACCGCCUGGCUCUGUGCCUACUACUGUACCACCAUCACCAACUUCAGAUAUGUGCUCUGUGUUUGGUUACAGAGGAUCAGCUCAUCUUCCCUUCUGCUGCUGUUUCUACUCACAGCUGGUGGGACAUUUCUCAUAGGUCUCCUGUCCUUUUGGAAUACCAAAAUUGAAGCUGAAGUGAAAGGAUCUGAGAAUAGUACAUCAGGAACCUCUUUCUUUAGUGGGACAUUUAAUGUGAAUCCCUUGAAUUCGCUAAUAACCACCAUUCUUGGCUGCGUGCUGCCCUUCAUCCUCAUACUCUACUCUAUUCUACUCACAGUAUCCUCUCUUUUGAGACACGUGUGUAACAUGAAGCAGAGUGAUUCUGGAUUUACUCGUCCUAAACUCUAA
Pseudophryne corroboree (corroboree frog) is the source of this 684-nucleotide messenger RNA. RefSeq names its product taste receptor type 2 member 40-like. The transcript has a single exon. The record is from RefSeq and is a predicted model, not a curated record. Gene Ontology annotation, molecular function: G protein-coupled receptor activity; bitter taste receptor activity. Gene Ontology annotation, biological process: G protein-coupled receptor signaling pathway; sensory perception of taste. The coding region runs from base 1 to 684 and encodes 227 amino acids. Lineage: Eukaryota; Metazoa; Chordata; Amphibia; Anura; Myobatrachidae. Gene Ontology annotation, cellular component: membrane.